Molecule: messenger RNA, 1787 nt
Organism: Tuber aestivum (summer truffle)
Lineage: Eukaryota; Fungi; Ascomycota; Pezizomycetes; Pezizales; Tuberaceae
Source: the annotation of a GenBank genome assembly
AUGCCGAAAGCACCCUCCACCCGCCGAAACCGCACCACUCGCCCACCCCCCCGCAAACCAACCUCCUCCAGUAAACCCCCUCCUCGCCCCAGAAAGAAGCGCACAAUCUACAACCCGAACAGACACUCCCUCGCCUCCCUCCCCUACCACAUCCUAACCACAAUCCUCCGCUACGCUGCUUCAACACCCGACUCUCCAUUCCCAAACACAGCGCUCCUACUUAAAACCCUAACCCUCUGCCGCACACUCUACGAACCGACACUCGCAGUUCUGUACCAUACCCCUCCGACGAAUACACUUCCCUAUGCCCAUCGCUUAUUGCAUGCACUACGGGAGCAGGCGCACGUUCGGCCUCUUGUUAAAGCUCUCAUAGUUAACACCGAACCACUGUUGCUAACUCGUGCAGCGCCAUGGGGAGCUUGGGAUAUCUGCGAGUUCCUAAGUCUCGCAAGCGGGGUGCGCAAGGUGGAUAUUCGCCCCACGAGGGUAUCUGGUGCGAGGGGUUUCAGGAUGGAGAGGAAUUGGCAGUACCCGAGUGAGCUAUGGAAAGCCUUUGAUGAGGCCGGAGUGCUAUUGCAUGAGUGGACGUGGCGCGGGGAAUUCAUGGAACAGAUUGAUCUCGAUGAAUUCAAGAGGGUGCAUUCCCUCCGGCCCUUCUUGGGGCUGCGGAGUGUGGGACUGGUCGGGAUUGAGAGCAACGAUGAAGGUGCAACGGUGGGGGAUCUGUCGAGGGAGAAAGGCUGUGCAGAGGUAUUGGCACAACUAGGGGCGUUGAAGGUGGUGGUGUUUGAAGAUUGUUCCGUCGUCAAUGAACACCUCUUCUCAGAGUUUACCACCAGAGCGCCAGGGGCCAGAUUGAUGAAGCUAUCAUUCAUGGGUUGCCCCCGCCUCACCUCAUCGGAAGACAACCUCCCCUCCCUCCUCCAAUCCUCCCUAUGCAGCACAACUCUCACAUCCCUAACCAUCACCAACUCCCCAUCCUGCAACCUCUCCUUCACCCUCUCCCUCCCUCCUUCCCUCCAAACUCUCUCCUACACCGCCUCACUAACGCCCCCCCCCUCAAUCCUCCCUACCCCACCCACCCCUGCCCAGUGGCCACAGAACUUAGCUUCCCUCACCCUAAACCGCAUAAAAUUCACCUCCCAGACACCCUGCUCCGCCCUCCUCUCCUCCCUCAUAUCCGCUGCCCCGCGAUUAUCUGCUAUGCACGACAUAACCAUUUGGUGCAUCCUGGACAUCGACUGGCGGGCCCGCGGCGCCUUUCGUGAGAUCUGGGAGCCCAGGGUUAAGUCUGCCUUUCAAAGGUGCUGGACCGGAGGUGGCGGUGGCGAGGUGAGGUUCGACAACUUGAGGCCGGCCGAGCGAAUAUUUUCCGAGAGGGACUUUUUGGACUUUGGGAAUGAGACGGGCGGUGGUGGAGGCGGUGGUAGGAGGAGGGCCAGAGUUGGUGGUGGUGGUAGUGGUAGGCGAGGAGGGAGGAGAGGUGGCGCAGUGGGGAUACUGGGCGUUAGGAGAGCGACCGAAAGUGAUGAUGAGGAUUAUAGGGACUAGUAGUCAAGCUGGGUUGCUCAUGGGAUGUCACUCGGGGGUUGGUUUGAUCAUUUUCCUAUGCCAUAGAGGGAUGGGAACGCUGGGUCCGAUUGGGAGAAGGAAAAUCCUUUGUAUUAUAUCCAGAUAUCUUGCUUUAGCUAGAUUAAUAAUUCAUGGAACAACGAUUUGUUGAAAACUUGCGGCACUUGUCCGUGCCCUAUCGAGACCAAAAUCCCACAUGGCGGUUAGCAUCAUCA